CUUUCAUCGUUCUCUCGUUCUAUAAAGAGAGAGAGAAACCCUAGGUUUUUUUUUUGUUUCUCUCUCUUAGGGUUAGGGUUAGGGUUAGGGUUUCGCGAUGUCGACGAUGGAUCGCGUGCAAGGGACGGUGAAGUGGUUCAACGAGGUGAAGGGAUUUGGCUUCAUCACGUCCAACGAUGGCAGCGAGUUGUUCGUUCAUCAGACAUCGAUCAAGACCGAUGGCUUCCGGACGCUAUCUGAAGGCGAGGUUGUGGAGUUCUCGAUCAUGGAUGGCGAUGAUGGCCGUGCGAAGGCUGUGGAUGUGACGGGACCUGAUGGAUCUGCUCUUCAGGGAGGUAAUGGUGGCGGUCGCAGGGAUGGGUAUGGUGGAGGAUGGGGUGGGGGUGGUGGGGGCCGUGGAGGCGGUGGAUUUGGGGGAGGGUAUGGGUAUAAUGGUGGAGGGAGAGGCGGUGGUGGCAGGGGUGGUGGUGGUGGUGGUCGUGGAAGGAACAGCGGAGGUGGUGGUGGUGGCGGUAGUGGAGCGUGCUACAAGUGCGGGGAGAUGGGGCAUAUGGCUAGAGACUGCUUCCAGGGCGGUAGCGGCGGAGGCGGAGGCGGUGGCGGAGGCCGAGGUGGGUGCUAUACAUGUGGGGAAGCGGGGCAUAUGGCUCGUGAUUGCUACCAGAACAGCGGUGGUGGCGGAGGUGGAGGGAGAUAUGGCGGUGGCGGAGGUGGCGGCGCCGGCGGUGGUGGUGGUGGUGGUGGUGGUGGUUGCUUCAACUGUGGGGAAUCUGGGCAUUUUGCUAGGGAAUGCCCUGGGAGAAACUAAGGUUGGAUAAUUCCCAACCUUUGUCUCUAUUUGUUUGGCUUGGCUUCUAUCUGCGUUUUGGGAUCUUUCUGCUAUUCUGAUCUUUGUUUUAUCUUGUCCUUUGAAAGGAUUUACUUUAUGGUUCUAGUGUUUUUGGUUUGGUACCAGUACCGUGGUUUUGUUUUCCCGGAGGGGGAUUGGGGGAAAAAAGCAUUAGAUGGUGAUUUAUGGUUCUAUUAGGUGAGAACCAAUCUUACCAUUGUGUCCAAGUUUCUCUUCUCCAUUUGCAAUUUGCUCUGAAUUAUUAAAGCUUUUAUAGUUUAAUUUAUACCAUUUGGUGUUUUCCUGCA
Molecule: messenger RNA, 1137 nt
Organism: Dioscorea cayenensis subsp. rotundata (Guinea yam)
Lineage: Eukaryota; Viridiplantae; Streptophyta; Magnoliopsida; Dioscoreales; Dioscoreaceae
Product: glycine-rich protein 2-like
Molecular function (GO): zinc ion binding; nucleic acid binding
Source: RefSeq, a predicted model, not a curated record